UUUUUUUUCAUCGCCUCGGUCUUUUCUAGACGCUGCAGUCUCGCGGCCGACGGAACUUCCGGUCUGUCUCCUCGGAAGCUCUCCAGAAGGUUCUGCGCCGCGGAGCGGUGGGUUAUAAGAGCAGCCAGCCAUCUUGUUCAGUGACUCGACCGCCAUGGUUCACGAAACCGGCUUCUACGACCUGCUGGGUGUCGGCCCCAAGUCGUCGCCGGAGGAGAUCAAGAAGGCCUACAGGAAACUGGCCCUGAAGUAUCACCCCGACAAGAACCCCAGUGAGGGGGAGCGGUUCAAGCUUAUAUCUCAAGCAUAUGAGGUGCUGUCAGAUCCAAAGAAGAGAGACUUGUAUGACCAAGGAGGAGAACAGGCGAUCAAAGAGGGAGGCAUGAGCGGAGGAACUUCACCAAUGGACAUGUUCAACAUGUUCUUCGGAGGAGGAGGACGGAUGCAGAGAGAGAGAAGAGGGAAGAAUGUGGUCCACCAGCUUAGUGUUACACUGGAUGAAGUGUACAAUGGCACCACAAGGAAGCUUGGACUCCAGAAGAAUGUCAUUUGUGAAAAAUGCGAUGGUUAUGGAGGUAAGAAAGGUGCCCUGGAGAAGUGCUCAAAUUGCAAAGGAAGAGGAGUACAAAUUAAGGUGCAACAGAUUGGACCAGGCAUGAUUCAGCAGAUCCAAAGCAUGUGUUCCGACUGCCAGGGACAGGGCGAGAAAUUUAGCCCAAAAGACCGCUGCAAGAACUGCAAUGGACAGAAAGUAGAGCGCAAGAAGAAAAUUCUUGAAGUUCACAUUGACAAAGGUAUGAAAGAUGGUCAGAAAAUUACAUUCCACGGAGAAGGUGACCAGGAACCCGGACUGGAGCCUGGGGAUGUGAUCAUUGUGCUCGAUCAGAAGGAGCAUCCCGUUUUCCAGAGACAAGAGGAUAAUUUGACUAUGAAGAUGAACAUCAAACUUGUCGAGGCGCUUUGUGGUUUCAAAAACACCAUUCAAACAUUAGACGAUAGAACGCUCGUCAUCAGCUCACUGCCAGGUGAAGUUAUCAAGCACACUGACAUCAAACGUGUUGCGAAUGAGGGCAUGCCUAUUUACAGAGAUCCCUAUGAAAAGGGACAGCUUUUUAUUCAGUUCCAGGUGGCCUUCCCAGAAAAAGACUGGCUUCCAGAGCAUCUCAUGUUCCAGCUAGAAAGACUGCUUCCUGCCAGGGAGGACGUGAUGAUUACUGAUGAAAUGGAGGAGGUGGAACUCUGUGAGGUGGACGAGCGAACACAGCAGAGAAACUCUGGAGGGGAAGCCUAUGAGGAAGAUGAGGAGGGUCCCAGGGGCGGAGUGCAAUGUCAGACACAGUGAUUCUUGUCAUUGAUACAUGAAUUUGUAGAGCAUGUGGGUGUGUUUGUUUUGGAUUUUUUUGUUUAUCUUUAUUGUAAACAUUUUUUUCUUUGAAGUCGUGUUUUCACAAAGUAAUCCACUGCAAGUUUACAACAGUUACCAAAGCCAUUUUUGUGCUACAUUUCUGGAACACAAAUAUGCAAGUAAAGAACCUGUUUCACAUUCUAUUUGUGCUCCCAAAGUUCUCAAAAGUGAUUUAGGUGUUUUGACCUUAAGUUCUCCAUUUAAGAUCCAUGUCUCUUUUUUUUUUUUAAGUAUGCUUCUGAUGUUUUCUCUUCAUUCAGCAGCUGAAAGGACUACUUGUAUGCUUUCUGUGAAGGUAAUUUCCACGACAAAUCUUUCUGGUUAUUUCUCAAUAAAAGUCCCAGAAUGCUUCA
This is a messenger RNA of Scophthalmus maximus (turbot), 1758 nucleotides long. It is a transcript of the gene dnaja, whose product is annotated as DnaJ heat shock protein family (Hsp40) member A. The record is from RefSeq and is a predicted model, not a curated record. The transcript has 8 exons. NCBI's taxonomy places the organism in Eukaryota, Metazoa, Chordata, Actinopteri, Pleuronectiformes, Scophthalmidae. Gene Ontology annotation, biological process: response to heat; protein refolding. The coding region runs from base 155 to 1342 and encodes 395 amino acids. Gene Ontology annotation, molecular function: ATP binding; Hsp70 protein binding. Gene Ontology annotation, cellular component: cytosol; cytoplasm.